GUGUGCAAAAUUUUCAGAUCAAUUUGUUCACUCUGUUAUACUAGAAUAAUCAAUUCUGUUUUACUUGAAUAAUUAUUGUUAUUGUGUAAUAUGAAAAGAAAUCAUUUUAAAAGGAUUUUUCCCCCAGUACAAUGUAAAAUUUUCAAAUUUUGGCUCAGAUAUGACAAAGUGGGUGCUUUAAAAUACUGGUCUGAAAUUUAACAUAAUUAUUUAUGCUGUCUAUAGGACAUUUCUUUUUACACUAGAUUAUCAGCACGUUUCAUUUCUAUAAAUAACAGUUUCCUCACCCCUUUUAAAACUAUUUUCAGGGCAAGCAACUGAUGUCAAGUAGUUUGGGGGAUCAUGUGCUAGGAGUUGGUCAGUUAAUUGAUGUUCAAUGGAAAGUGGGCAUGGCAAUGAGCUCAGACACAUGUAAACAAUUAAACUGUCCAUUUGUGACCUUGACCUUGACAGUAGCAGAGGCAGGGGGAAAUCUCAAAACACAUCCACUAGAACUUACGAUGGACCAAUUUAGGAAUUUUACCAAUCAGUUGAAGGAAAUAGGAAAAGUGCUGGAAAUGGUCUGAACAAGAGCAGAAGGAGCAAAAAGAUGGAAUCUCUAUCACUUAGAAGAAUGCAGAACUAAUAAUCUCUAUAUCCCAGAGGACUGCAUUAUGUUUAAUCUUAGACAUUAUAAGAGACUGAAAAAUGUAUCAUUUACAAUAUAUCAACAGUCAGUGAUAUCCGCAUAGCCAGGAAAAUAAAUGUACAUGUUGAAGAGUAUUAUAAUGUAUUUAGAUUGAUUUAGAAACGUCAUGACUGAAGUAAUGCAGAAGUGCGCCUAAGGUUUUCGCUAGGAAAUUUCCAUAUGACUUUUACAGUGCUGUUAUGAUUUGAAACCCUGCAAAAAACAUGAACUUACUUGAAGCUUGUCUACAUGUACAUGUUACUGCUUAACAGUCAAUUCUGAUUAUGACUAGCACUAAUUUUAUAUGACAGUCUUUAUUCCAAUUCACCUUGUAUAAUUUAACUUUUUUCUCUUCAUUUACUGCAAUAGGUCAAUAGAUAAGAUGAACAAGUGACCAGCUUUGUAUACAAUGUAUAAGGUAUACACAAUAAGCCAGAAUAUUCUGAGGCAGAAUAUCACAACAAUCUGAGGCAUCAUAUUUUAAACUUUAUUUAACUGAAAAUAGUAUACAUGUAGAUAUUUAUUAUUGUAUGUCUAAUAAAAAAGUAUAAAUUGUGUAAUGUUUUAAAGUGUUUUGUAUGGAUAAAAUUUCCACUUAAGUCAAAUGCCAACUGACAUUUUUCAGACUGUCAGAGUAUGUAUGUUUUUUAUGCUGAGGUCAAGAACUUGGCAGUCAGUCCAAUGGCCUUCCUGGAUAACUUACCAGUAAUUACCAAUUUCUCCUUAAGUGACAGACUAAAUAAAACAUGAUUUCUAGUCUAUUACAUUUAAUCCUGUCUGGAAUUAUUUGUCAGUAGUUACCAGCUACUAUUGUAGCAAGAGUGCAUGAUCAUUAAACUAAAAGAUACUU
Molecule: messenger RNA, 1517 nt
Organism: Ruditapes philippinarum (Manila clam)
Lineage: Eukaryota; Metazoa; Mollusca; Bivalvia; Venerida; Veneridae
Product: COMM domain-containing protein 6-like
Exons: 3
Coding region: 321-566 (81 amino acids)
Source: RefSeq, a predicted model, not a curated record